UUCCAAAAACAUGCAAAUUUAAUUCCAAGUAGACUCCAGCACCCCCCGCGACCUUCGUGGGGGUGAGCGGUAGAAAACGAAUGUUGAAUACUCUUGUACUAUAAUUGUAAUGAGCUCCGGAAGUACCUCGGCUGUUCCCACAAGAGCUUCCCAUCGGAGCAUAUCGACAUCACGUCAUGUUACAAAAACAAUGUAAAACUAAGCAAAACACGGCGUACACACAUAAAGAGAGCGCGGUUAAAAGCUUAACUUUUUCGGUUCGAUGGUCCGUUACCUGUUAAAGUAUGUUCGCCCAACGAACCAUGUUAGCUGAGCAAUUUGGUGGCUAGCAAACAUAGCUAAAGUUAGCUUACGCACAACAGAAUAGCGGUGACAUUAAAAAACAACACCCAGCGUAUUUGAAGGAAGACGGGGUCGCUAUUAGUUUAAAAAUUGCAAGUGCUGUACUUACCGAUGUAUUGUCGUCCAUAUAACUUGCCGUGUUUCGAUACCUUCGGGCUGUUGUGUUGCCGGAAACUGUACCAUAGACCUCUCAUAACUCCACCCCUUUGGCCGCGAAGGGGGCACGUCAUGACGGUCUACGUCACCAAGCUUAAGCGCUGGACUUAAGCAUUUAUUUAUGUAAGCGAUUAAAUGAUUUUCAGAGGUUUUACUAAGUUAGUAAACUGUAUUAUUGUUAUAUUUAAUAAGGCUCUGGGUCAUUUUCUGAGUGUAGUGUUUUGUACAUCAUUCUAAUCGGUCAGAUCCGUUCGACAACCAUUUGUUUACGUUUUAUUCUGAAGCAGUGCGUUGCGGUGUGUGGAAUGCAUUGGAACAUUUUGCUCUUUAUGGAAAAGUGGUUGGCUCUUAAAAGAGCCGUUGUGGUGAAUCUACUGCAGAUUUGCAGCGAUUUCUCGGCGAAAGUUGAGAUAGAGCGUCUCAUUUCCCCUCUCGUUGAGAUGGCAACCGUCGGCAAGCAAGUCGUGGACAGAGACGUUCGAGUGCGGGAUGCGCUUCAUGCCGCGUUGUCGUAGGAAGCCGCCAAGGACUCGGUUAAUCCUUUUCCUCGCAUUGUCCAGUCCACGUCCUGUGGGUGCCGUCUGGUAACGCCAGUUCCAACGAGGCAAGAUAUCCGAAAACAUCACCACCGUGCCGGGUAGCAAGUGGAUGAUGUAGUCGAGAUCCGCCAUCAUUUUAAGGAGAAGCCGGCGGCAAUUUUGGCCGCCGAAGCCAAAACUAUUGCCGCCAAGGUGGAUGAGCAGCAACUGUGGAGGUGUCGCUCCCGUUUGCAGCUUCUGGUGUAUAAAAGGCACCAGAUGCUCCCACCUCCUGCCGCCUUGUCCAUGCCAGGUGACUUGGCAAGGGAGGCCGAAAUUCGGAUCUCGGCGGUGCAGCCUGACGUGUCUUUCCAGCCGGGUCACAAUGGAGCUGCCGAUGAGCCACAACGUUGUCCUCUGCGUCCCGUUCAUCGUUAUGCCGAUAGUCGCACUUGCAGCUUAUUUAUACAGUGAGCACGCAAUGCCAUUGGUUAGUUUUCCCUCCGUUCGUCCACGUAAACAUUGUUUGGUUUAAUUCAAUUUCAAAUUACAUUCAUUCCGCCAAUAGCUGAUCGAUUGAUAGGUGAGUGAGGCAUGAUUGGUCAAUUUAAAAAAUAUUGACCCGCCCAACUUUCACAUUACAUUCAAUCAGACGAUCGCUGAUAGGUUGUUUGUUUGGUGACUUACGAUUGGUCAUUUAUCCAAAGGCGGAGCCUGACAGGUUGGUUUUGUGAGCUACGAUUGGUCAGUUCUUCCACGGUGUGGUGCACGGUGCUAUAAAUGCUGCUUCGCGUGCCCGCUUCCCCCCCUUUCUGCUCGAGCGAACAGAAAACUUUUCGAGAGAACGCUUUUUGCAUUGCCUCAGACAAAGACAAAGACAAAGACGAAGGACCUACAUUCGACGGAAACUGCAGUUUGCCGUUGUGUUGGACUUCAUCUGCUGACAUAGAGAUGCCACGAAAGAAGGGUUUCCGUAUGCGACGCACACCCAAGGCUACCCAAGCUGUUGACUGUGCAGUUGCAACAAAAGGUAGGGAAGAAGUAUCUUCACUGUCACCGGUGGAGGUACCAACAGGUGGGUUACAAAAGGUGGUCAAAGGGUCAUUUCAUCAAGGCAAUACAAGGUUUAAGUAUGCAGGAACACAGUGUAUGGCGAUUGCCUUUUGUGCCACUGCUUUACACAGUAUUAAAAAUGUCUUGUUGUGGGAUACUGCUGAUCUUGACAUGGCUGUUGUUGAAGGUGAUCAGUUGUAUGCUACUCUAAGGGAACGUCACGUAAUUAGUCACCCAUCCCACUUUUUGUGUGCCACAGAAUUGCCCAAACAGGAGGUGAUUGCUGGACACAAAUUUGAGUUUUGUGUGAAGGAUGAUUAUGCUUUAGGUGAUGUCAAUGUAGUUUCCAGCUAUUAUAUUGAAAACGGGAUUCAUGUCACUUUGCAUGAUGCUUUACACACAAUGUUUGGCAAGUACAGCACAUGCAUUCUUACAGUUUGCCAAAGUAGUUGUGCCAUCAUUUGUGAUGCUGGUCAGUAUUGUCUGGUGGAUUCGCACUCGCGUAGCUGUAAUGGCAUGGUGUGCAGUGAUGGAACCAGUGUUGUUCUGUGUUUUGGUGGUCUUGAUGCCCUUGCUAAUCACAUUAGCAAUUUGGCUGCAGGGUUUGGUGGAGCAGAGAAACUUUUUGAAAUAGCUGGUGUUGUUGUGACUGUUGUGGCUGACAGGAAACGUCACUUGGAGAUGAUGACUGGUGAUGAUGGCAAAAAGUUUAAAAUGGCUGACAUUUCUAGUACAUGUGCAUCUGAUGUUGAGGUCAUCAGUGUUGUUACCACACAGCAUGCCUUUUGUCCAAUGCUUCAAAAUGACUCCAAAGAUGUGUGCCAACUUUUGAAUAUAGAUUGUGAAGUCAAAACUGUGCCUGUCAAUUUGCGUGUUGGACCCUUGGGAGCUCCCUGUAAAAAGGAGAGCAUUGUUGCUGAUGGCAACUGUUUUUUCCGUGCCAUAUCACAAGCGGUGAGUGGCACACAGAAAAAUCACAGAAAAAUUAGACUCCAUGUGGUUAAACAUAUGGAAAACCACUGUGAAGAUUAUGAGAAGCUUCUCAGGAGUGAGUACAGUUGUUUGACACAGUAUAUUAGUGUUUCCAAAAUGAAAUAUGUCAAUAGCUGGGCAACUGAGGUGGAAAUUCAGGCUGCAGCGGAUAGUUUAAGAAUAAAUAUCUUUACUUUUUACGGUGGUCGUUGGUUGAGAUAUAGCUCAACGUCAGAAUCCAGUCGUGGGAUUUAUUUGGACAACUCGAGUGGUAAUCACUACGAGUGUGUGACAUGUGUCAAUGAGGGUCAGUUAGGAAGUUGCUUUGGCAUUUGUCAGAAUGGUACAUCUCAGGUCAGUCAGUAUGGUACCAGGUCACAUCGGCAUCAAGUAAAUUGCGCUGAUAGUGAAGUAGCAGUUGGUUUGAAUGAUGUCGUUGAAACAGGCAAAGAAAAACAUCAGUCCAUGGUUCCACGUGUAAGCCCGUCCAAAUAUCUAAAAAGGAAAAGGGCCCUGGACAAAAGAUGUAAAUAUGUCGCUGACAUGAGCAUAAGGGAGACAAAGAAGGUAAUGACUAUGAAGAAUUACAGAGAACAAGCAGUCUUUAGGCAGAGAAAGAAGACGAGGAGUGUUGAAAAGUAUAGAAAUGAUGUCAUUCAUAAAAAUAGAGUUAAAACAUCUAGCAUCUAUAAGUAUAGGAAUGACAGCUUGCAUCGGGACAGGGUCAAGAUGUGUAGUGUGAGUAAGUAUAGAAGUGACAGCUUGCAUCGGGACAGGGUCAAGAUGUGUAGUGUGAGUAAGUAUAGAAGUGACAGCUUGCAUCGGGACAGGGUCAAGAUGUGUAGUGUGAGUAAGUAUAGAAGUGACAGCUUGCAUCGGGACAGGGUCAAGAUGUGUAGUGUGAGUAAGUAUAGAAGUGACAGCUUGCAUCGGGACAGGGUCAAGAUGUGUAGUGUGAGUAAGUAUAGAAGUGACAGCUUGCAUCGGGACAGGGUCAAGUUGUGUAGUGUGAGUAAGUAUAGAAGUGACAGCUUGCAUCGGGACAGGGUCAAGAUGUAUAGUGCGAGUAAGUAUAGAAGUGACAGCUUGCAUCGGGCCAGGGUCAUUAUGCAGGGCGUCAAAAAAUAUAAAAUGGAUACAAGGCACCGGGCCAGUGUCAAACUAGCCAGUAUGAAGAAAUAUCACAGUAAUUUAGAACGCAAAAUGCGUGUCAUUGCAGAUGUGAAGGCACGAAGGCAUGCUGCAAAGUUGCGAGAGGAAGAAUUUGAUGUUGUUGUUGAGAAUUUUUUAGAGAAAGUGAAGAAUGGGCCCCAGUUUGUCUGCUGUGUGUGCCAUAGGUUGAUGUUUAAACAUCAGGUCCUGCAGUGUCACAGAGAGCAUUACAGCAAAAGUGCAAGUGCUUCUCUUGUGAACACGUGCAUUAAUGAGGAUUAUUUGCACAAAUGUAGUGCAGAGUGCACGGUGCCUUGUUUGUUGUUGGAGUCUGGUAGAGGGCAGUUGUGGGUUUGCUACACUUGCCAUUACAAGAUUAGCAAAGGGGAAUUCCCACCUGAAUGUGUGGCAAAUAAUUUGGGGGUGGACCCGAUUCCUCCUGAGCUGGCUUGCUUAAACAGCUUAGAGCAACACUUAAUUGCACUAAAUAUCCCCUUCAUGAAAAUGCUAGCUUUGCCUAAAGGGGGGCAAAAUGGUGUCCAUGGGCCUGUGACUUGUGUUCCGGCCAAUGUUGUAGAAACGACAAAUUUGUUGCCACGGUCCAAUAUGGAAGGCUCUAUGCUCCGUGUCAAACUCAAAAGGAAGCUGACUUACAAAGGACACUACGAGUACCAUUUUGUUGACAGCAUGCACAUUCGUGAAGCCUUGAGGUAUCUGAAAGAGUCUAAUGUGCAUUAUGAAGAUAUAGAGUACAACGAGGAGUGGGUCAAUGACUUUUGUAGGGAACCUGAUGCCUCUCAGGUGGAGGACAGUGUUCCUGCAGUAGAUGUCACACCGCCUCUAGAUGCAGAAGAUGAGCUUCUUCAUGAUAGACAGCAACACUGCAUGUUUCAGGACACAUGUUUAAUGCCAGUUGACAUUGGUCAGGAAGCGCUAGAUCAGUAUUAUGACAAUAUAUUGAAUGUGGCUCCGGCAGAAGGCAAUAAUCCUGUGAGGUUGCUUUCUGACCAUUCGAAUGAAGCUAAAUGUUUCCCAGUGUUGUUUCCACGCGGCCGUUUCACGUUUCAUGACACUCGACAAUAUAGGCUGACGGCGUCGCGAUAUUUCAAUAAUCGUAUCAUGCAUGCUGAUAAGCGGUUUGGGCAGAAUGUGGAAUACAUAUUCUAUGCUCAGUACUUGUGUGAACUUGUGCAGGUGGUGUCGAGCAUUUCCAUUGCUUUACGCAAAGGAAUUGCUGGUUUGGUGGCAAAAAUGGCCAAGGAUUUGUUGACCAACGAUGAGUCGUUAAAGACAUUGUUGGAAUGUGACCAGGGCUAUCGUUUUCUGAAGCCCAUCAGAGGUACUCCAGCCUUUUGGCAGAGUACGCAGCGCGAUAUUUUGGCUUGUGUGCGUCAGCUUGGUGUUCCCACGUGGUUUUGCUCUUUUUCGUCUGCUGAUUUACGGUGGCAAAACUUGGUAGACUGUGUUUUGAGGCAAGAGGGUAGAACGCAAACGGCUGCAGAGUUGGAGUGGGCUGACAGGUGUGAUUUGUUGAGACGGAAUCCUGUGACUGCUGCACGGAUGUUUGAUUUCCGGUGGCAUGUCUUUCUCAGAGAGGUGAUAAUGUCUUCGAGCCAACCGAUUGGCAAAGUUGUAGACUAUUUUUACCGGGUGGAAUUUCAGCAGCGUGGUUCCCCGCAUGUACAUUGUUUGUUCUGGGUCGAGAAUGCCCCACGUAUUGAAGUGAACUCAGAUGAAGAAGUCACAAAGUUUAUUGAUAGAUAUGUUACUUGUGAAUUGCAGCCACAGGAUGAAGGAUUGACAGAGACAGUGUCUUCCGUACAGCAGCAUUCUAAGAGACACUCUAAAACGUGCAAAAAGAAAAACACAGUGUGUCGUUUCGGUUUUCCCAAACCUGUGUCAGGACGAACAUUUAUUAGCCAUCAGUUUGACGGACAGGGACAAAAAACAUGCACUUGUCAGGUUAGCCAAUCAACCGGUGUUAAAACAUGCACAUGUCCAAAAGCAUCCCAAAAUGCCGUAAACAUGAAAGCAGAAGAGGCGUCGGAAAUCAUAAAAUCCAUUAAAACAGCCCUGGCUGACGAGAACCACGCAUAUCAAAGCGUGGAACAUUUGUUCCAUAGUCUCGGUAUAACACAAAAUACUUUUGAGGCCGCACAUCGCCGCUUGGGUCGUCGUACGGAAGUCAUAAUGAAGCGUCAAAUCAAUGAGGUUUGGAUCAAUCCAUACAGCAAACCUCUGCUUAAAUGCUGGAAUGCUAAUAUGGACAUCCAGUAUGUCGUUGAUGCGUAUGCGUGCGUGGUUUAUAUAAUCUCGUAUAUUUCCAAAGCUGAGAGGGAGAUUGGAUUGCUGCUGAGUAAUGCCCAGAAAGAAGCAUCCAAACAGGCAAACGUCAGUGCCAAAGAGGCCUUAAAAAGUCUUGGCAGUGUGUACCUGCACAAUAGAGACGUGUGUGCACAAGAGGCCGUUUACCGGGUGACAAAUAUGCAUCUUAAGGAAUGCUCGCGCAAAGUAGUUUUUGUUCCAACAGGGGACAAUGUGGUCAAAAUGAGUUUGCCUGUGAGUGUUUUGCGUCAAAAAGCUUCAUCGGCCGAAUUAACAACGGAAGACAUGUGGAUGACCAGCAUUGUCGACCGUUAUAAAAACAGACCAAACGACGACACGUUUAAUGACAUGUGCUUGGCACAAUUUGCUUCGGAAUACCGCAUCAUUAGCAAAAACGAAAGGUCGGCAUCCAAAAUAGAACUUAAAAACAACUACGGACAUGUGACAAAACGUACACGGACCAAACCUGCCGUCGUACGCUCUGCGCGCUUUUCAGAAACCAAAAACCCAGAGUUGUAUUAUCGUAGCCUUUUGCAGUUGUAUCUGCCAUACCGAGUGGAUUUGCAGUUAAGACCUGCCAACUGCCCAACAUUUGAAGAAUUUUAUGACAAUGGUGCGGUCCGAUUAAAUGAUGGGUCGAUGCAUUCUGUUCGAUCCAUAGUGGAAACAAAUAAACAACAUUUCGACAGCGACGGGGAUGAACUGGACAGCAUCCAAAGAUCUAUUGAUCACAGCGGUGUUGCUGAGGAUGCGUGGUGUCUGCUGUGUCCAGAGCAAGAAUUGGAAAGGCUACAAUGCGAAGAAGAACGCCGGAAAAAACAACAGUUGGUCGAAGAAGAGGCAGAAGUAAUACCUGACUUGGCAAAUGAAAAUAGAACCGCUCUAAACUUACAAAAGCAAAAGUCAAUGAGUCGAAAUGAUGGCUUGGCAUUAAUCCGCUCCCUAAAUAAUACUCAAAUGGACAUUUUUUACAAAAUUAGACAGUGGUGCCUUGAUAAAGUAGGUGGGAGAAAACCCGAGCCUUUACACUUAUUCAUCACAGGUGGUGCCGGGACAGGAAAAAGCCACCUAAUUAAAGCCAUCCAAUAUGAGGCUACCAGGUUGUUGUCAACAAUGUGUCGGCAACCGGACAAUAUUUCUGUCUGUCUAGCUGCACCAACAGGGAUUGCUGCUUACAAUUUGAAUGCCACAACAAUACACAGCACAUUGAGCAUCGGCAAGGAUACCCGUUUGCCUUACACACCACUGGGUGAGGAAACGGUGAAUUCCUUGCGUGCCAAGUUCGCGGACCUCCAAAUUUUGAUUAUCGAUGAAAUAUCGAUGGUUGAUCACAAGUUGUUGACGUACAUUCAUGGUAGGCUCCGACAAAUUAAGCAAACCGGUGACUAUGCUGCAUUUGGCAACGUCAGCAUCAUCGCAGUCGGUGAUUUUUACCAGUUACCGCCAGUCAAAGGAAAGCCUCUUUAUGUCGAAGACGCCACUUUCAACUUGUGGGCAAAUCUUUUCAGUGUUGUCGAACUGACAACGAUAGUCCGGCAAAAAGAUAAUCAGUUUGCAGCAUUGCUAAAUAGACUCCGCAAACAUCCAAAAGGCGCGGCGUUGUUGGAAACAGACAUAGAACUUUUGAAACAGCGCGAAACGGGUGAGGUCAGCUCCGCGUUACAUGUGUUUCCAACCAAUCAACAAGUAAACGAAUACAAUCUAAAACAGCUUUUCAGGAUCUGUCCGGAGUACACGACGAUAAAAGCUGAGGAUUUCAGCCAAAACAAAAAAUCCGGUAAAUUAGAAAGAAAAGUAGGGCACCACAGCAAAGUUUACAACACGUGUUUAGAGGAAACUCUGCACAUCGCUAAAGAUGCACGUGUAAUGCUUUGCAAAAACAUCGAUAUUGACGACGGCUUAGUUAACGGGGUUAGUGGCACUGUCUCUGAUGUUCUUUUCCAAAAGGAUGACACAUUUCCGAGUAAGAUCUAUAUAAAGUUUGAUGAUGCCAAAGUAGGUCAACAAAGGCGCGCACAAACUGCUGAGUCUGUCACGCUAAAAGACAGUACAUUUAUUCUGCCAGAGGAAGAAAAAGUAACUAAAAGUGGUGGCAUGCGUCGCCAGUUCCCUCUGAAGCUCGCUUGGGCUUGCACGGUACAUAAAGUCCAGGGUGUUACCGUGAGCAAUGUAGUUGUGUCUCUAGACAGGGUGUUUUCCGCAGGGCAGGCGUAUGUUGCAUUGAGUCGGGUCACAGCUUUAGACGGUUUGAUUAUUGAAAAGUUUAAUGCCGAAAAGAUUUACUGUAAUGAUGCCAUUAAGAAUGCUGUAGGUAGGAUGCCAGCAUUUUUGACAGAAAGUGAACCAACACAAACAAAUGUACAACCACCACAUUUCACAAUUUAUUUGAUGAAUGUCCAAAAUUUGACAAAACAUGCGUCAGAUUUGGCAGCAUGUACACAGCACCUGCAGCCUAACUGCAUCGCUGUGACAGAAACGUGGCUGCCAACGGCAUGUACACCCAGCAGUGUAACCAUUCCUGGGUAUCAUUUCCAUAGCCAACCACGAUGUUUGUCUUACUCCAGCAGUAACCCUGCUUUGGUAGAAUUACAAGGGCAACAGCAUGGCGGAGUUGGCAUGUACAUUGCAGACCACCUGCACUGUAGUGUUGUCUCCGCCCCAAACUUCAACUUGGAAGUUUUACUGGUGAACUGCUCCUCACCCAGUGUGUUAAUAGCAGUUGUGUAUCGACCACCCUCCUAUCCAAUGGCGUUGUUUCAAGGUCACCUUGGCACGCUGCUGGAUUGGUUGCACCAGGAGUACGCCAGCAUUGUCGUACUGGGAGAUUUUAAUGAAAAUUUGUUAAAAUCUUCCACUAUCAGCACAUUCAUGGCUAGGAAAGGGUUCUGCCAGUCAGUCAAACAUCCUACCACAGAAAAGGGUACACUAAUUGACCAUGUAUAUGUCAAAACAUCACACUUUGAUGUAGAAUCGGUUGUGAUGCCCACUUAUUUCAGUGAUCAUGAAGGGAUUUUGUGCUCUUUUAAACACUAAAUUUAAAACGCACACACACGCACAUACACAUUCCACUUCAGCGUUCUUCUGGCAGUCUUAUGGUGUAAGUGUAGUGUAUAGUGUAAAAUAGGUUUAGGUUCAACCAGUGGACAAUUUACAAUCCACGAGUUUACUUGCCCACGAGAACGGUGGAUUGUAUUUGUCAAUCACUGAAUGAACGUGUAAGUGUAGUGUAUAGUGUAAAAUAGGUUUAGGUUCAACCAGUGGACAAUUUACAAUCCACGAGUUUACUUGCCCACGAGAACGGUGGAUUGUAUUUGUCAAUCACGGACUAAAAGUGAAAUCACUGGUCAUAGUUAAGAUCCCAGUUUCUGUCAAACCAGUAAAUUAACAUGUAAAUAUUGUAAACAUGUAAAUAUUGUAAACAUGUAAAUAUUGUAAACAUGUAAAUAUUGUAACAUCUGCUUGUAUUUUAAAUAAUGUAAAUAUGUAUAUAUGUAAAUAUGUAUAUAUGUAAAUAUGUAUAUAUGUAAAUAUGUAAAUGUGUAUAUAUGUAAAUAGUACCUGAUGAAAUGAUCCCAGUGCUGCCUCACUCACCUGUCCUCUUGUCUUGAUAGUUACCGCCUGUCUGCCUUAAAGUUAAAUACUAAAGGGAUUCAAACCUUUUUCAACAGUUAUUUUUCUAACCAAAUUGUAUUAGUCAAUCACGGCCGCAAAAUUCAACCACUGCCCAAAAUUAAGAAUCAAAGGGAUUAAAACUAAGACUUUUCUGAACACGUUGGUAUUUUUCUAACCAGUGGACAUUUUCCAAUCCGCGAGUUUACUCUUCCGAGAACGGUGGAUUGUGUUUGUCAAUCACUGGCGAAAAAUACGUUUUUUCAGACACGGUAAUGCAAACAAUGAGGGCAAUGUAAAUAUGUAAAUGAAUAUGUAAAUAUGUAAAUAUGUAAAUAUGUAAAUAUGUAAAUAUGUAAAUAUGUAAAUAUGUAAAUAUGUAAAAAUGUAAAAAUGUAAAAAUGUAAAUAUGUGAAUGUAUAUUGUGACUAACCUCUGCUCUUGUCUUUCCAGUUGCCGGCUGUCUUCAGUUCCACGCACAUGAUCUUUAUAUUAAACAUAGUAGCAGUAGAAGUACAUGCGUAGAUUUAACAUAGUAGCAGUAGAAUAGCAUAGAAGUAAAACUAAUCCCAUAAGUGCAUCAUACCAACUAUUAUAAUAGCAAUGUAGUCGUUUGCAUGCAUGUGAGUUUUCAUCAACAGGACAAGACCCCUCUGACGGUGUGAGUGUCCUCUGACAACUGCUGCAUGUGUGAAUGCUGGCUGCUUCCAGAGGAGCUCCCACCGUUGCACCUUGACAUCCACCCAUUGAUGACUAGAUAGGAUACUGGUGAUUCCGGGAACUGGUCAUCGUGGGACUGCAACUGCUGAUCCUUACCUCCACCCAUUCUUAAUCCUCUGUCCUUUCUUCACCACUGUCUACCUACCAUCUCUCCAUGUCAUCCCUCUCAACCCAACCGGUCGAGACAGAAGGCCGCCCCAUAGAGCCUGGGUUCUGUCCAAGGUUUCUCAAAGAGUUUUUCCUUGCCUCCGUUGCCAAGUGCUUGCUCGUGUGGGGUUCAGUUGGUUCUCUUUCUAGAUAGCUUCCAUAUGAUGAUUAGAAUUGGCACUAAAUAAAAUAAAUUGGCUUGACAUAACUGCUUUUGUCAUUUCUGCAUGUUUAGUACAUAAGCCCACACGUGUUCAUUCAUAGUUUAGACAAUCUACAAUGUCAACUUGGUCUCUGCUGCUAUCCUGCAAAACAC
This is a messenger RNA of Doryrhamphus excisus (bluestripe pipefish), 11310 nucleotides long. The record is from RefSeq and is a predicted model, not a curated record. Lineage: Eukaryota; Metazoa; Chordata; Actinopteri; Syngnathiformes; Syngnathidae.